CUCCCGUCAUAUUUAUAUAUGCUACAUAGCUCAAAGUAACAAACAUACCCUUAUAACAUAUAGAAAGAUCGAAACACAAGAUCGGGAUGAUUAUGGCUCCAAAGACCUCAGCUACACUUGCUUUAUUCCUUGUGAUCAAUAUUCUCUUCCUCAACCUCAUUAUCCCGGUUUUCGCAGAAAAUACUUGCCCGAGAGACGCUCUCAAACUUUCCACAUGCGCGAAUGUUCUCAACCUCAUCAACUUGAAUCUCGGUGCACGAGCUAUGAGACCUUGUUGCUCUAUUCUCUUUGGUCUAAUUGAUCUCGAUGUUGUGGUUUGCCUUUGCACCGCGCUGAAGCUCAGCCUUCUUGGCAUCACCAUCGACACUCCUAUUCAUCUUAACUUAGCCCUUAACGCCUGUGGAGGUACCCUUCCCGAUGGAUUCCGUUGCCCAACAUAGCUACAAUAUAUAUAUUCAUAUUUUCUAUGUAUGUUCUUGUAUUGGUUUUGUCUGGCAUCAAAAUUAAAUUCAUGUCUAAGCAAUUAAUGAAUAAGAUUAAGACUUUUAUGAUGA
This is a messenger RNA of Arabidopsis lyrata subsp. lyrata, 554 nucleotides long. RefSeq names its product putative lipid-binding protein AIR1B. NCBI's taxonomy places the organism in Eukaryota, Viridiplantae, Streptophyta, Magnoliopsida, Brassicales, Brassicaceae. The transcript has a single exon. The record is from RefSeq and is a predicted model, not a curated record. The coding region runs from base 87 to 440 and encodes 117 amino acids.